AUGGACACGGAGAUGGGCGAGGCGGGCAAGGUCGAGCACACACUGGGCGCCUCCACCGACCCACCAUCAAUACCCGACCUGGACGGCUGGAUCGAGAACUUGAUGGCGUGCAAACAGCUCUCGGAAGAGGACGUGCGGCGACUGUGCGAAAAGGCGCGCGAGGUCCUCCAAGACGAGAGUAACGUGCAGCCCGUCAAGUGUCCUGUGACCGUGUGUGGAGACAUCCACGGGCAGUUUCACGACCUGAUGGAGCUGUUCAAGAUCGGCGGGCCGAACCCGGACACGAACUACCUCUUCAUGGGCGACUACGUCGACCGCGGCUACUUCUCCGUCGAGACGGUGACUCUGCUUGUCGCGCUCAAAAUCCGCUACCCGCAGCGCAUCACCAUCCUUCGCGGCAACCACGAGUCGCGCCAGAUCACGCAAGUCUACGGCUUCUACGACGAAUGUCUGCGCAAAUACGGCAACGCGAAUGUGUGGAAGUUCUUCACCGAUCUGUUCGACUACCUGCCCUUGACCGCGUUGAUCGACAACCAGAUCUUCUGCCUGCACGGCGGUCUGUCCCCCAGCAUAGAUACACUGGAUAACAUCCGGGCGUUGGAUCGGAUCCAGGAGGUGCCGCAUGAAGGGCCAAUGUGCGAUUUGCUGUGGUCCGACCCGGACGAUCGGUGUGGCUGGGGUAUCUCCCCACGAGGAGCUGGGUAUACGUUCGGUCAGGAUAUCAGUGAGGCGUUUAAUCAUAACAAUGGUUUGACGCUUGUCGCGCGGGCGCAUCAACUGGUGAUGGAGGGGUAUAAUUGGAGUCAGGAUCGGAAUGUGGUCACCAUCUUUUCCGCACCGAAUUACUGCUACCGCUGCGGCAAUCAAGCGGCGAUUAUGGAGAUUGACGAGCAUCUCAAAUACACCUUCCUUCAAUUCGACCCGUGUCCGCGCGCCGGCGAGCCUAUGGUGUCGCGACGGACGCCGGACUACUUUUUGUAA
This is a messenger RNA of Baudoinia panamericana UAMH 10762, 981 nucleotides long. RefSeq lists its product as uncharacterized. Lineage: Eukaryota; Fungi; Ascomycota; Dothideomycetes; Mycosphaerellales; Teratosphaeriaceae. Gene Ontology annotation, cellular component: cytosol. Gene Ontology annotation, biological process: mitotic cell cycle; peptidyl-serine dephosphorylation. The record is from RefSeq and is a predicted model, not a curated record. The coding region runs from base 1 to 981 and encodes 326 amino acids. Gene Ontology annotation, molecular function: protein serine/threonine phosphatase activity. The transcript has 3 exons.